Molecule: messenger RNA, 6359 nt
Organism: Pogona vitticeps (central bearded dragon)
Lineage: Eukaryota; Metazoa; Chordata; Lepidosauria; Squamata; Agamidae
Gene: KANSL1
Product: KAT8 regulatory NSL complex subunit 1
Cellular component (GO): NSL complex
Molecular function (GO): histone acetyltransferase binding
Source: RefSeq, a predicted model, not a curated record
GUUUUCUUCCCCCCUCCCCAAAUCCCUUCCUUCCUUAGCCCUUUUCCUGCCCGCCCGCCCGCCUCGCCUGCAGAAGAGCAGGGAGCAGGCGGGCAGGGAAAGGGGAGCCGGGGCUGGAAGGAAGGGGGGGAAAAAGGGGGAGCGAGAAAGAAAGAAAGAAAGAAAGAAAAGCUGAGCCGCGGCGAGAGAAGGACGACUCCGGCGGGAAAGGAGGACUAGCAGCGGCAGAAGCGGCCGAGGAAGAGGAUUCGGCUUGUGGGUGGCUUUCUUUCGCCUUGUUUGCAAACUGCGCCCUUUUAACAUUUUUCAAUUUUUUAAAAAAAUUUUUUUCCACCGGGCCGGAUCCGCCCGGACUCUGCUCUCGGCUCCAUCACGUGGCUGCCCUCUGGCGAGGCAGUAGGAGACAGCAGAGCUGGCCUCUGCAAAGGGAGAGGCUGGACGUCCCAACUCUUGGUGCUGAAUGGCUACUAUGGCGCCCGCUCUCACUGACGCAGCAGCUGAAGCUCACCAUAUCCGGUUCAAACUGGCUCCCCCAUCCUCCGCCCUGUCUCCUGGCAGUGCCGAAAACAACGGCAACGCCAACAAUAUCCUUGUUGCCACCAACGGCACGAAAAGGAAAGCUGAGGAUUCCAACCUAGAUUUCCGAAAUAACUCUACAAAGGAAGAGCUGGGAAAGCUGCAGCCUCUGGUAGCGUCUUACCUCUGCUCGGAUGUAACUUCUGUUCCUUCAAAGGAGUCUUUGAAACUGCAAGGGGUCUUCAACAAACAGACAGUCCUGAAAUCCCAUUCUCUAUUAUCUCACUCCUUCUUGAAAACUGGUGACCUGUUGGCAAGGCAGCCAGUGUUUUCCUUGGAGAACCUAAAAAACAUGAGUGCUAGUAGCCAGACACCUCUGCCGCAGGCACCUGUCAAUGGCUUGGCUAAAAAAUUAGCAAAGAGCAAUAGCUCUGAUCAUGAAAACUCGGCUUCGCUGAAUGGUGGGAAGCGUGCUCCUCCUCCGGCCAGCCUUCAGGAUGUUGAUACAAAUAACCCUGGGGGUUCUAAUUUGGGGGACCUGAAAUCAGGUUUGACUAAUUGUACUCUUCCACACAGAAGCCUUGACACAGAGCAUGCUGCUCCAGUUAGCAAUAAUGGCACUGCAAAUAAGCAUGCCCAUAGUUCACCACAACAGUUGCAUGGGCUUGAAGGGAGUGGUGAAAGCAGGUGGUUGUUAUCUGGUAUGCCUGCUUGUUCCAGUGUUGGGAGCAGUAAACCAGCAGAGGAACAGAAGAUCUCUCUGCCAAACAAUUCCCAUAGCAUUCUGGAUUCAGAUAUGAGGACAAGGGUGCUGUUGCGGCGGCAGGCAGACAUUGAGAAUCGUGCUCGCCGGCUACAAAAGCGCUUGCAGGUAGUGCAGGCCAAACAGGUGGAGCGGCACAUUCAGCAACAACUAGGGGGGUUCUUGGAGAAAACUCUGAUCAAGCUGCCAGCUUUGGACUCCCUGAGACAUCGGAGUCAGCUGAUGCUGACCCGCAAGGCAGAAGCAGCUUUGAGAAAAGCUGCAAGUGAAACAAAUACAUCUGAAGGACUGAGCAGCUUCCUAAAUAAUGACUCCAUCUCAGAAGAACUGGAGAGGUUUACUUCCAGUGGGAUGGCUAACCUGCGGUCUUGUGAGCAAGCGUUUGACUCAGAUGUCACGGACAGCAGCUCUGGUGGGGAGUCAGAUAUUGAAGAGGAAGAACUGACCAAAGCAGACACUGAACAGCACCAUGUAUCACUGAGGCGACGGUCAGAAUGGCAGUGGGCAGCAGACAGAGCAGCCAUUGUGAGUCACUGGAACUGGCUACAAGCGCACGUCUCAGAUCUGGAGUACCGAAUCCGGCAGCAAACAGAUAUUUAUAAGCAGAUUCGAGCCAACAAGGGCCUGAUAUUGCUUGGUGAAGCACCUCCCUCUGACCCCAUAUUAGGUGACUCAUCCCACACUCUUAGUGUUGAGGUCAAGUUAGAACCUGGGACUGAGAGACUGGGCACAUGCAUCUCUCAGCCACCAGAGAGCCUUUGUACAUCCGUUGGCAAUACCCAAGAGUCCCUACCUGCCAAAACCUGUGGAGUACCAAGACCUGUCAAUGGAGUCAUUAACACUCUACAGCCAGGCUUGACGGAGCAUGCUCAGGGAGACAGCUCAGAUACAGAGGAGCUGUUGCGUAAAAAACAGAGACUAAACAUGGUGUCUUCAGCUCCUGAUGGAACCUGUGUAGCAGCCCGCACACGCCCUCUCCUCAGCUGCAAGAAGCGACGUCUUGUUCGACCCAGCAGCUUGGUGCCACUCUCCAAAAAGGUCCAUCGCAGCAGCAUGGGGCGAUGCAGCUGUGACAUGAACCCCUCAUGUGCUCUUUGCAGCACUCGGAGCUCAGUGCCUCCAGAAAUCCAGUAUGAAGCCCCUUUGAUGGAGCGCCUCUCGCAGCUGGACUCCUGCAUCCACCCUGUUCUCUCAUUCCCAGAUGAUGUACCAAUGAGUUUGCAUUUCCAGAGCAUGUUGAAAUCCCAGCUGCAGAACAAGCCCUGUGAGAAAAUCAAACCACCCAAAAAGCUGACGCUGAAGCAUCGGCCAACCAUGCCUCCCAGUGGCCUGUCUGACUCUGCGCGCAAGGAUCGUCACAAACUAGUUAAUACCUUCUUAGCUGCAGCUACUUGCUCGCAUCACAAAACCGAGCCAGACAAGGCACACAGGCAGUCCUUAGACGAUCUAAGGGCUGCUCCCAAGGUCGAGAGAGCGCCUGAGCGCUCGCUUAUCCUGACUCCAGUUCAUGAGAGAAAGCGAUUGCGGGACAGCUCCUCCGAGAGAAGUGAAGUGUUGAAGCACCAUACAGAUAUUGGAGGGCCAAGCUAUCUGUCCAGCACCAUGGCCUCCACAGCUCACAGUCCCCUCGUGCGGCAGCUGUCCACCUCCUCGGAAAACUCCCUCCCGCCUGCCAGUGCAAGCUCACUGGGCACCUCUAAUGCGUCUCAGCAGCCAAGGAGGCGGAGAGGGGAAAGCUCUUUUGACAUUAACAACAUUGUCAUCCCUAUGUCAGUAGCUGCAACAACCCGGGUAGAAAAGCUGCAGUACAAGGAAAUCAUCACACCAAGCUGGCGCGUGGUGGAUAUCAGUGCCCUGAAGGUGAACCCAGAUGAAGACAAUGAAGAGAUAGAGGAUCUUUCUGAUGCAGCCUUUGCCAGUCUCCAUGCCAAAUGUGAGGAGAUGGAGCGGGCGAGGUGGCUGUGGAGCACAUGCAUGCCACCUCAGCGCCGGGGCAGCAGGUCUUACAGAUCUACAGAUGGACGGACAACCCCACAACUGGGGAACCCCUCUACCCCACAACCAGCAUCACCCGAUGUUGGCAACUGCUACGUGCAUUCUGACUUCUCCCAUACCCACUCUCCAUGCAGUCCCAUCAGCCCUGACCUACUCUCUGGGCCCCCCACCUCUUCUCUAUCCCGGGACUCCAUGCGGCAUUUCUCCAGUGAGGAUACACGAUGUUCCACACCUGAAUCUGGCCUUGAUGAACAGACAGUGCAACCCUGGGAACGGCGCAGCUUCCCUCUGUCCUACAACCCCAAGACAGAGUGUGAGGACCAUUUGGACCCCCAGGACCGGUCAUCACGAUGCACGCGGCGCACCUCUGGCAGCAAACCCUCCCGAGAAACAGAUGGAGCCCCCACCUCACCCACUCUCGCUUGCCUCAAGAACCGGAAUCCUGGGGCAGUGGCCACAGUGCAGCGGCCAGCCCACAGAUAAAAUAUGGACAGGAACAUGAGAGCAAAAAGCAAUCCACCAAACUAACUUUUGGCAUUAAAGCUUCUGAAAUCUGCGUUUGAUAUUCAAACAUCUUGCCGGGAAUUUUCACAGUUUUUAGUGAAUUUAAGGAGUUUAGAAACUGUUUUAUUUCCUCCUCACCCUUCUUUCCAUGUUUCCUUGUCACACACACCUUCUUCAGUGCUGUGUGGUCUACUGAGGAGAGCAAACUUGCUUCCCCCUCCCCGUGCUUAGGUGUACCCUUCUUGAACAGGAGGAUGGGGCAGACUAAUUGACUUCGGAAAAUUCGUUCUCCCAUUAAAGGGGUACUUCCCCCUUUUUCUUUUGCUGUUUGUUGUCUGUUCUCCUCACUCACCACCAUCACUAUGUUCUCCCCUUCCCCUAAGAUUCUAGUGGAGUGAAAUUAGUGGUGAAAAGUGACGUCUUCUGAAUGCAGUUUCCUUCACGAUCUGUUCUGCUCGUGGCACUAGAAAGCACUUGCAAUGCAAAACCCUCUGUCACUUGGUUUUCUCAAAGGGAUGGCUUUCAUUCCCAUAUGUAAGCUCAGUGGAGCUCUCCUCCUGCAUAAUUUCACCUGCAUUCACCUUUUCUACUAUCUGUUGAUGCAUUUGAGUCCAUCUCUCAGAUUUAAAGAGGAAGCAUUCUUGGUUGUGCAAGACAGUUUCCCAUCAUCAGAUUGGAUGCAGUUUUUGUUUUCAAUUUGGAACAGUUCUGUUCCAAUCAUACCGUUUUGAGUUAUUUUUAAAUGGCAAGUUAAGUGGGAAGAAAGCUGUCAGCUCAGCAUUUCAAAAGGAGCAGUUUUCCAUGACAGAACACUGAAGACCUGCUUUGCUAUAUGUGAUUUGUAACUCUCCUCUUCCCUUGACCUGCCGUUAAUUAUUAAUACUUGUGUGUUUCUUUUUAGUUUUGCACUUGGCCCAUAGUUUGAAAGUUGCAGUAGAUGAUGCAUCUACUGUUGCUAGAUUGCAAUACAGUAACAUUGAGCCUUAAGUACUGGGAGAUAUGUCACAGGAAUCCAGCAACUUUGCUACCCCAGACCCAUAAGCCAUAUUUUAACGAGUGGUAUAAUUUCAGUAUUGUUUUCUCCAGCCCUCUGUAAAAAAAUGUAAUCUAUGCAUUGCUUGAGAUUACAUCCUGCAUUGUAAGGCACAUUUGAGUACCUACAUGUCAUGUUUUUGGUUUUUUUCAGGGAAAGGUAGGACUUUGUUUUUCACCACUACUGUGUAACUCCACUUCCAUACAAAACUUAUUUGAAAGCAAACUUCUCAGUCAGGUGUUGUUGUUUUUUUUAACUUCUGAUAACUUAUUGGGCUGAUUACUACCAAGCUCAAGAGGUAUUUAAUUUUAAAAGGCCACCGCCAUCAUUUCCCACCUUCUGUGGCUCCCAGAUUCUGCACACCGAUCCAUCUGUAAUGUUCUUCUGACCCUAGCGGUGUGGCUGUUGGUCCCUGUCCUGUUGUUAGCAUUGCGCCUGUCUUAUGUAUUAAUCACAUCACCAAAAAAGGAAAAAAAGACAUUUUUCUCAUUUUGUAAUCGUAACGAAAUAGUAGCUAAACUGCUUAAUGGUUGGGGUUUUUUCACAAUUUUCAACAUUACCUAAUGUUUUUGGUUCUGUUCUAGUUUAAUUUCUUUUUUAAAAAAGAGGAAAAAACCCAAUGCUACCAUAUCCCUCUGCAUUAAGUGCUUUUCUAUUUAUAAGGUUGAAAAUUCUGAAUAACCCUCUUAGCGUUAUAAAGGAAAAAUCCACAAAAAAACCACCUUGUAUUUUGUAAAUAUUUCUUUUCCUGCUUCAAGCUGUGUAAUGUCCUUGUUAUAUAGAAACGCUUUUCUUCAGAGAAGCUGAUCUUUGUUUAAUGUCUUGAUUCUGUUGGCCAAAGCACAAAUGUGUGCUUAUAAAAAAAAGAUUAAAAAAAUUAAAAAGUUAAGAAAAAGUUGUGCUAAAUCUCUUUUUUGGGUAGGUGGAGGGGGAAGAGUAUCAGUAUAGAAUAUUAGCAAGGUAUGUUGGCAUGAUCUGAACUGCUUUACAAAUUGGAGUAAUGGUAAAUCAUUAAUGAUUUAAACUUGGGAAAUACAGAAGGACCCCAUAUCCAUAAGGGAUCAGUUCCACGCCCACCACCCCAAAAAGCGUGGAUUAUAGCUAACAGUCUGUUGGAACCAGGGCUCCGCUGUGCCUGCACUUUUUAUCCUGAUGGAGCCUCUAUGUGUAAGAGCGGAGUUGAAAUCUUCACUUGGUUUCUGUACUGAAGACUACCAUCUUUCUCACGCACAAUGUCUCUGUGGGCUUUCUUUGAAGACAAUUAAGAAUUCAUUUCCUUUUUUGCUGAGGAGUGUUAAGGAAGAAGGUAGGAAGGGUGGGAGGCAGGAAACCUCAGAAGGCAGUUAGGCAUACAUUAGUGCACCUCCUCCUGCAUUGCCAGCUAGUCCACUUUUACGACGCCGCUCUGGAAGGAAACUGCCUGGACUAGGUACAAUGUUGAAGGCUUUUCUAUAUAACAUAGUGUGUACCAGUAGGAAGUGUGCUCUUCAGAGAAGGUGCUUUUCCCCCCCGGUCCAUAGCUGGAAGGUGUAUGUCAGUGGUUCCCAA